AUGACCACUCUUUGGGUACUGCUGCACGUUGCUGCUCGCUGUGACUACGAGCUGCACUCUCUCGACUUCAUCACUGCUUUCUUGCAGGGCAGCCUGCACGAGGAGAUCUGGCUGCGCCGCCCACCUGGCUUCACUGGGUCGUUCCCUCGUGGUACCCAGUGGAGUCUCCAGCGUCCAGUCUACGGUCUCCGCCAGGCGCCGCAUGAGUGGCACGACACACUGAGGACUACACUGGCGACACUUGGGUUUGCUCCUUCUACUGCCGACCCGUCGCUGUUUCUGCGCACCGACACCUCUCUGCCGCCGUUCUACAUCCUCGUGUACGUCAACGACUUGGUCUUUGCCACAGGUGACACUGCUGGAAUCGCCUACGUGAAAACAUUAUAG
Messenger RNA from Closterium sp. NIES-65, 387 nucleotides. The record is from the annotation of a GenBank genome assembly. NCBI's taxonomy places the organism in Eukaryota, Viridiplantae, Streptophyta, Zygnematophyceae, Desmidiales, Closteriaceae.